This is a messenger RNA of Mugil cephalus (flathead mullet), 4699 nucleotides long. RefSeq names its product low density lipoprotein receptor adapter protein 1. Bases 240 to 1124 code for a protein of 294 amino acids. The transcript has 10 exons. Lineage: Eukaryota; Metazoa; Chordata; Actinopteri; Mugiliformes; Mugilidae. The record is from RefSeq and is a predicted model, not a curated record.
CGUGUGCGCGUGCGUGUGUGUCCGUCCUCGGCUGCUCAUGUUACCGCUGAGGAGAGCAGGAAGAGAGAGACUCGUGGCUGGAACUAUUUAUCUCUCGCGUGUGUGUUUUGUGUGUGUGUGUGUGUGUGUUUUUUUUCUCCUCCUUCUUCCUCCUCCAGCCCGGCUGCAUUGAGCUCCCUCCCUGCGGUCCGGAGACUGGGGAAUCCACCUGCCGGAGAGAGCGGACACACCUCACCGUGAUGGAUGCCCUGAAAUCUGCCGGCAGAGCGAUUAUCAAGAGCCCCGGAGUCCCGCGGCACACAUGGGGAACUUCAAAGCACGAAAAGCUGCCUGAGAACUGGACGGACACCAAGGAGACUCUGCUGGAGGGGAUGGUGUUCAACGUGAAGUACCUGGGUAUGACUCUGGUGGGGCAGCCGAAAGGAGAGGACAUGGCCUCUGCCGCCAUUCGUAGAAUCGUAGCCACGGCCAGGGCCAGCGCAAAGAAGUUUCGGAAAGUAACACUGACGGUCUCACCGAAAGGCAUCAUAAUCUCAGACACGGAGACCACAGACCUCAUAGAGAACGUCUCCAUAUACAGAAUCUCCUACUGCACAGCAGAUAAAACUCAGGAUAAGGUGUUUGCUUACGUUUCUCAGAGUCAGUUCAGUGAGACACUUGAGUGCCACGCGUUUCUCUGCCAAAAGAAGAAAAUCGCUCAGGCUGUGACGUUAACGGUCGCCCAGGCUUUUAAAGUAGCCCUCGAUCUUUGGGAGAAUGCUCAGGAAGAUAAAAGCAAGAAGUCCAGGACCUGCUGUUCCUGUGCAGCAAGCCACGGGCAGACAGAGACAACAGACAGUCAGUGCGUUCCAGCAGCGUCUCACCAACACCUGCCAUCUGCCGCAGAUUCAGCAGCACAUAAGCCCGCUGGGACGGAGGAGAAGCUCCGGAGGCCCUUCUUCUCUGCUUCGCUCAGCUCGCCCUCGCCUCGUAGUAACCCCUCUCGAAGGCGACCAAUCAAACAUGACUCCUGGGAUGUGGAGGAUGGACUCGAGGAUGCGUUCUCAAGCAACAUGGAAGUAGAGGAUCCAGACACUGACUGGCCGAGUCCCGCUCCGAACCCGUCUCUGACAAUGCAGCUCUGAGUCCCCUGAAGGUCUCCAGUGAAAAUGUGUUGCCUGUCUGCAACGACGAGUUCCAAUAACACACUGGCAAUAACCGCCCGCCGUACAGCACCACCCCAAAUUAUAAAGAACGCAUAUGUCAUCCCACACAACCCACUUCACUCGAUCAGACAGAAAAACAUCUCACGGUCCCUGAUGCGCAAACUGGAUCAGAGAGGCUGUGUUUGAUAUUCUGUGACCGCUGCAGAGAUGCCCGACUGAAUACUGUAAUAUUAUAAUAAAAUUCUAUUUCUGUGAGUGCCUGCCAGUCAACAGGCACUCCACGCAGCCAUCUCCAGAGAUAUUCAAAUUUCAUGAACUCACAAAUGGAAAACACAGCACACGGACUUAGAAAAAAACACUGUAAAGCAAAGAAGACUUACCUACCUACAUAGCUGGAGAUGUCCACAGGAUGGAUAACAAAUUUGGACUAAAUCGUUAAGCAGGUCUUUGUAUUACAGUCUAGAGAUGUCAUCUCUUUAUGAAAGUGUGUAAGCUCUGUGAUCAAAGGCUUUGUUUGGUGAGUAACAGUUGCCAGCCUCAGCGGAAAGAAAUCACCAUCUGACUCUGCUAUGGAUACGUUCUGUCAUGAAUGAGUUAAACAUGCAUCGUCGUGUUUGUUGUUCCCUUUCAUUGGACCCUUUCAUUGUCAUCUUUCUAUUAACAGCAAAAGCACUUGAUAGACGAACCGCAACUAACCCUGGAGAAUAAGUCAGCGUCUCUCACAUACGGAUACAUGUAACAUUUCAAGUCCCCAAAUUUCCAAGGUUUGGAUUUUUUACAUGAGCGAGUGCAGUCAAGCCAGCCUUGAGUCGAGACUUGCCUUCUGUUCAAAGUCAAUGAAAGACAUUCCAAAAGGCAUUUGAAGAAAGGCAACUGGACUUGUAGAAAUUUUCCAGUUGCCUUUCUUCAAACGGCUUUUGGAUUACUCAUGAGCUGGAUGACUGAGAACCUUCACAAGCACGGAGAGACCUUCAUAUCUAGCUUUCACUUAAAAUGUAAUAAAGUAUUGUAAAGGAUUCAAAAAGCAAAAUAAAAAAAAUCUCAAUACAUUAAAAUGUCAAGAUGUAAGCCUAAGACAGAAUACAAAUAACACAUUCAAUAAGUCUCCUCUUGUAAGACUAAUGCAGCUGCAGCCUCUGCCUGUCUCCGGUCCAAACAAUACAUAAUCUGGCUGUUUAUCCAAGUUUGCCAACACAGUGUAAUAACUGUCAUCGUCUAUAACAUCCUCUGCCCUAAAAGAUGUAAUUUUUACCAUUACAAAAAUAUUGUUGUAAGUUUGUGAUACUAGCAGUUUUAAGAACUGAUGAAAUCCUUAGUUCAGGGGAGUAACAUUUGUUACCCCAGAGACACAGAGAAAAUGAAACAACACACUUUUCCCCAAUUCCGGAAAAUAGAAAAAAGGUUGAAAUUUGGCAAAGGGCUCUUUAAUGAGUACUUACAUUCACUUGUAAGAUAUUCAUAAGAGCCAAAUUACAAAAAUAGAAAACCAAAAUUACAGCAAGUAUGUGCCAAGCUCCAAAAGUCUUGGCAACUGUGUUUCCUAUAAUGUGACUUGAUUGGAUCUUUUAUUAGUCUGUACCUGUCUGAUGAAUUCUUUCAUUUUUAUUUUUCCAUAUUCCCUGUUUGCUCCAUCAAUCUGUACUUCGCCCCUUUAAGAUAAACCAACGGUAAUCUAGUUUUAAUUAUCUUCUUAUCUUAAUGCAAACACAAUCAUCAAUCACAUAUAACAGACCGUUUAACGGACAUAAUGUCUAAAUGAAGCAGCAGACCUAUCCCCUCGUACGUGAGCUGCCAGGUCCAGCACUCCUUCCCCGGGGUAGCGAUAUAUCUCCUUCUGCGUCGAGCUGUCUCUGUACAUAAAGAUGAUGUCACUGUUAAAGGAUACCGACGCUGUUGGGCCACACACUCUUAGAGUAAAGAAACUUAUUUCCAUAUGCUGUAUUUUUUCAAUGUCAAAGCUGUAUGUACUUACUGUAAGUAUGCAUAUUGUAUCAUCAUAAAUGAUGUAGGGUGACUAGAAUCAGGGCUUCACACAGGUGUUUUUUUUUUAAAGAUAUUUAUCACUCUUGUUCAGAUGUGUACAUGCUUGCUUUAGCUUAGAAGAUUUGUACAGAUUUAAAUGUAUGUGAAUUUUACUACUGCGGGAAUUGCUUUAUUUUUUUGUGAUCAGCCAUUAGUAACCCACACUCAGCACAUGAUUAAUAAGUCAGUAAUCACUUGUACACUGAUCCCAUUUUCCCCUUAUUAACUGAAAUUCCCUUUCUCUUUUAAUCAUUCCCCAUGAGGUGAUUGAUUCCAAAUCUUAUUACAGACAAAUUGUUUCUCCGCUCAAGUCUGCGCAGUUUAUUUUUACCCAGCUCUCGGCUGACGUUCGCCGUCAAGGGGGUAUUAUACUGCGCCCCAGCCCAGCUGAAGUGGUCUCCGUAUUCAUGGCAUCAUGACUGAGUAUAAAUGUGACGGCGGGAGGUGGGAGGGAGCGGGGGCUCUGUGGCGUUGUCAUGACACCCGCUGCAGAAUAAUUGGACGGCUUAUCAGGUUACACCCCGAAGCUUAAUUGCAUUGUGUCUGACUGGCUUAAAUACCAAAUCCACUGCAUUAAAAUAAAAAAUAAUAAUAAAGAAAAGAUUAAAAACCAACAUAGUUUAGAUGCCAGAAAUAUAGUAGAUCUGUAGCUGAGUGUGUCACAGUAUUGAUCACAAACUUCAAGGUCAUCAGUGACUUAUGAUUUUUGCACCAUCUGCUCACCUUUUAGUUUUUAGCUCUAUCAUUGAUUGGCUGAUUGAUUCCUGUAUAGAUGCUUCAGUUUAUGCUGAUAAAGUGCUAUAGGGUCACAUUUGGAGAUGGGCUGCUGUCCAGGAGCUCUCAGAUCUGAAUUGGUUUUCACUAGUUUCAAAGCACAUUUCUGUACGUAAACCAACUCCGGCACGGUGAUUUAUAAUUAAGAUUAGAUGCAGUGGUUUAACCAGUCUGUGACCUUUUAUAAUUGAUUUUUGAAAUGAAAAAAAUAAAUAAAUAAAUAAAAUGACUGUAAAAUAAUCAGAUUUUGCACCCAAGCCCUUCUGUAUCUUUAUUUUCAUUAUUUAUUAUUUACAAUUAAGCAAAUCUUGUAUGAAUUUUAUGAUGGUGAGAAUACUGUACGCAGCACCUCAGUGCUGGCGAGAUUCUUGAAUGGAUGCAGCUCUCGGGCGCAGCUGAGAGUCUUCGUCUGCCCGCGAGUGCACUGAAUACAAAUCAGCCCGCGAGGUUCUUGAGCCCAGGAAACAUUUAGGGAUCGUAAGAAUGAAAAAGAGCCUCAGCCGGGAAAAGCAGAGAAUUUUCCAAUAAGCUAUUGUUACCCGAAACAUGGUUUACAGUAUCGGUUUACUUUAACAAGGUGCUUAUUUUCUAUCUAUGCAAUUAGUGGGUUUCCAGCAGUGUCGUGAUAAUAUGACAAUAGCAGUUUGUGUGUAUACCACAAGCAGUUGUCCUGAUCUGUGUACAGAUUUGUACAGAAUUUGGAAGCUGUUCUGGUUUGUUACAUAUUUAUGCAUAAUAAAGGACUUUGUACAAAUGUU